CACCAGCCUGGUAGAAAAAACAGAGAUUUAUUAUAUAAGUUAUAAAACAUAUAUUUUCCUUUUUCUUUUAUCGCUUUGAGCAAUAUGACAUUUUUUAACGGGGAUAGCAUCUUCUAGACUCCCCUAGGUGCGCCGUGGUGGAUUCUACCGUUUUCCCGCAAUAAGGUGGAUUUUUAACUAGCUUUUGAAUUUCACGUGAACUGUCAAUGAUAUAAGCUGGACAGCUCGUUUGGGAAAGCAUACACAGAAAAGAAAAUAGUGACAGAGAGUAUUUCUGAUUUCUACAAGUCGCUUCGUUUGGAUUAUUACAAAGUCAACGGCAUACAUGUACAACUACGGAAACCGAGGCAGAGGAAUCGAUCGGACCUUCCCAGAUAACAGCCCUGGAUCAGGCUCGAGCUCUGCGUCUCUCACUGCCACAACUCAACAACAACAACAACAACAACAACAACAGCAACAACAACAACAACAGCAGAAGUAUUCUGUGGCGGGAUCCAGUCAGUUUGUGCCUAGUCUCAAUGCUAUAACUUCAAGCCAGGAUCUUCAAUGGAUGCUUCAGCCCUCCCUUUUGGGCUCCGCAGGCCCAUCCAGGCCACUCCGACCAUCUUACCCACUGCCACCAAGAGUGUCAGCAAUGAUUCCUUCUCACCCUGGUCAACCACAUCAAUCCCGACCAGGUGUUAUCAGAGCAGCUUUAGGUGCCGGAACCUCGACACGAAGCAGAAAUGAUGAGCUUCUGUCCGCUGAGGAGCUUGAGAGGCGAAGAAUUAGAAGGGAACGAAACAAAAUGGCUGCGGCAAAAUGCAGGAAUCGUCGCCGUGAACUGACUGAGACCUUGCAAAAUGAAACUGAGCAGCUAGAGGAUAAAAAAUCACGUCUGCAGAAGGAGAUCGCUGAGCUCCAGAAGCAAAAAGAGAAGCUUGAGUUGGUGCUUGAGGCUCAUAGACCCAUCUGCAAAGUCCAAGACUCUGCCUCUGAUUCUGACUCCGACACUGACCUCCCUGUCCUGAGUACCAUCAAGAUAGAGCCUGUUGACCCAGAUCUUCCUGGACCCUCUGGAGAAUCAAAGAUUCACACCAAGCCUAAUAAACCCAAACCCAAAAUAUUCAUCCCACCUCCAGCUUUUGCCUCCUCUGUUGCCAGUGUACCCCUGGAAUCUGAGUCCCUUCACACCCCUAUCCUUCUCUCCACUCCUUCUCUGACCCCUUUUUCUACUAGCCUGGUCUUCAGCUAUCCUUCUUCAUCAUUGGAUGCCAGCUCUGCUGCUUCAUCUCAAACUCUCGGUCUGCCCUCCUCUCAACAUGGCUCCAUCCAGUCUUCUCGAAACCCUCAGCCGUGUAGCAUUGCUCAUCGUCGCAGCAGCAGCAGUGGGGAUCAGUCAGAUCAUUCUCUUAAUUCACCAACCAUCCUCACCCUUUGAUAACUCAUCUACUGUGCAUCCAGGGUGAUUAGAAUGCCACAAUUGUCCUUAGUACUACAUAAAAGCAUAACAAGUACAACAGUGUUGCAUGUGUUAUGCUUUUACCUGUGUAUUCUGUAAUAUUUAUCAAGCAACGUCAAUGCAUUAUAAGAAAACAGAAGCUCUAACAAGUUAAACUGUGUGCAUGUAAGAAUGUCUAUUGCAAAGUAGAAGGUAAUAGACUUUAUUCACAGCAGCGCCAUCUUUGAUUUUUAAUGGGAAUGACAAUGAGGCUGUGAGGGAUAGACUUACAGUCUCUCUAAUAGGUUGUACAUUUGUUGAAAGGGUUUUUUUAUUUUUCCGUCAAUUAAUCUUUACAAAAUAUAUUUACAAUAAAUUGCAUUAGUCAUACAAACUCCAGAUAAAAGUUGUGGAAAAUUAAAUGUGAUCUAGGAGCUUUUUCAUAGCAUUAUAGAGCGGAUGCCAAUGAAGAGUCUAUCCCUCACAGCCUCGUUUUAAUUUCUGUCAAAUGAUUAGAGCACCGUCUGAUAUAGUAACACUAAAACAAUGCACAAACUUUAAAGAUGCACUCAGUAAUUAUUUCCCCAAAAGCUUCACACAUUAAGUGUGUAUAGUACUUUUGAAAAAUGAGGUACACUCACAUCUGAUGAUGACUUCAGUGCUAUCAGUGUGGUGGGAUUUACUGUACAUGCCCGGCAGAAUACCACUCCAUUUCGGUUACCCCCUAUUAUUGGACACUUUGGACAUUAAUCAUGGGUGACAGAAACACCUGUGAAUAAGACAUUUUUAUAAUGGCAAUGCUUUUGUGUAAUACUACUACAUCCAUGCCAACGGGUCUGUGUCCAGUGAAACAUAAACAUAUACUGAUUGCAUCUUUAAGCCCAUAACAGUUUACUGUAGUAGAAAUUUGUAUUAUUGACUUAUUCAUUUACUUCACUUACAUAUUUAUUAACAAAUACUUAGAUUGGUGGUGGUACUGUAGCAAUUAAAUAAGGUUGGUUUGGGAGCUGGACAGCACAAUUCAGAUCUAUUAUGCCAUAAUGCCCCUCAGGAAAGUAUGUGACCUUACUUCAGGGGGACCUAUUAAAAAAGAAAUGGAAAAAAUAUUUAUUUUUAUUGUUAGCAAUUAUAGAAAUGGUAGAGUCUAAAUUAGAGUAUUACCUAGUUUUAAUGGGUUAUACCAUCGUACAAUGCAUAUGGUUGUGAAUGCACACAAUAUAAUUUUUUUGUGUUUUGCUACUGUUAUUUUUUUUGUAGUAGUUUUAAGUGAUACAAAGUUGUAAUGAGUGCAUUCUGAAUAAGCUAGUUCAAAGGGAUGGGCCUAUACCUGCAACAACACAAUAGAACACUGGGCAUGUGAACUUUAAUAGCACUUUCACCAUUACACUGGUCGCUAAGUAAUGUUUUAAAAGAUACUUCGUUGAACACUUCAGUGGUUAUUUACUCCACACAUUUUUCUAUAAAGUACAAAGUUGUAUGAUGUUCACAGGCCUGUAGUAAUUUAUUAAGAUCUUCACUUUAUGUUGAACUGAGCACACUAUAUGUUAGUCUCUAAUAUAGCUUGACCACACAAAUAUAGAUUUGUAUUUACAUUUUAAAACCUCUAUUUUUUCUAUUUUUUACUGAUAUAUGUUAGUUCCUUUAAUAAGGAGAAACGUUGCAUGAUAUUUACCAUCUAAUUAAAAAUGACUGAUAUAAAAGCAGGAAUAAAUAGCGAAAGAAAAUAAUUCAAUAACUUUCGAGCUGUUUUAGAAACUACUUGUCUGCCUUAAUGCUAUGUUUUUCAUUGAUGUUUUUUUUUUUUGUCUAAAAAAGUUGCAAGGAGUUGUAUUAUGGUGCAGUUGAAGUUGAUGUGUUGCCUCUUCAAGGACCUGUAUUUGUAUUCCUUUAUUUCAGGAGGCACACAGUUAAUGUUAAUACUGAAUCAGACCUUUAGUAAGUUACAUAUUAUGUUAGUAAGUUACAUAUUAUGUUAGUCCCUCUCAACACAGUAUUAUCAGGAGGGAGGAAAGGAGGGGUGUGCACACCGUUUCCUCCUAGGAUGUCCUGAUGACAAAAGGAGUUAAAUAACUCACAAACACAUUUGCUGCCGAACUGAAACUAGAUGUUACUUAAGCCUUUAAGAAUUUCCUUAACAGUGUUAAUCAUUAGUGGAUGAAUAGAAGAUGGACUACAGAACAAGAAAUAAAGAAUUUCUACUCAGGAAAAACAAGAGUCAUCAGUU
Xyrauchen texanus (razorback sucker) is the source of this 3644-nucleotide messenger RNA. Its product is annotated as fos-related antigen 1-like. Gene Ontology annotation, molecular function: DNA-binding transcription factor activity, RNA polymerase II-specific; RNA polymerase II cis-regulatory region sequence-specific DNA binding. The transcript is spliced from 4 exons. Gene Ontology annotation, biological process: regulation of transcription by RNA polymerase II. Lineage: Eukaryota; Metazoa; Chordata; Actinopteri; Cypriniformes; Catostomidae. Gene Ontology annotation, cellular component: nucleus. The record is from RefSeq and is a predicted model, not a curated record. Bases 326 to 1420 code for a protein of 364 amino acids.